AAAUUUGUAUGAAAGGUGUGCCUUGAAUUGAAAUUUAUCAAUUCGAGUGCAAGCAAGUGAUAUUUAUUUAUAUUUUUGUGUUUUAAAUCAUAAAUAAACAAUAUUUAAUCUACCUACGUCAAUUACAUUCAACAAAAACAUUCACGUCCCUUCCAACGCAGCAUGCCUAAACACUGCAUUCGAACUGAAAAAAUCAUGAAAUAGGAAAAAUUAUUAAAAGAAAAAAGAAAUACUAAAUGUAACGUGAUAUGGCAGACAAUUUAAUUACCAACUAAUUAUAAAUGGAAAUGGAUUACUCAACGUUUUACAUUGCUUUUAUGACAAUAAAUGUAACAUUAACAUUUAUUAUGAUGCUGGCAGCUUGUCUUUGUUGCAAGAAAAAGAUUCCCAAAAAUGAAUUCAUGGGAAUGGAAGGAAUGGUUAAGCUUAAGAAUCCUGACGACCAUAUAGUCAUUAACAAUGUCGACCAUACAACCUCACAAAAUGAUUUAAAUCUAUCAACAAUAUCGAAUGGAGACUCAGAGAAGAGAGCCAGUAGUGCACCGCAUCGAAGUCUGCCGGACAUUCCAAUAAACGAUACUGUAGAUAAUGGAUCAGAGCUCUAUGAAACAGUGGCUGAUAAACUUGCUGGAAAGCCUCAGGACAAAAGCCCUAAUCCAAGUUUGAAGAAACAGACAAGUGUAUCUCAACACAGUUCGAUUAGUCAAGCGGACGAUUUUAGUUCACCAUACUCCAGAGUUAAGAACUCCCCACACGAUUAUGCCAAGGUUCGUAAUAUGGAGCAUCCCUAUGCUCAACUCAAUGCUCCCAGUACAAGCUCUGCAGUGGCCGGAAGCAGUAGUCAGCUAACAUUUGAAACCGUUGGUGUAAUAUCCAACGAUAACUCAGACUCCCAUCGCGGAUCGAAUCAAAGUCUUUUGGUGGGUUCAGCAGAUGCUCAGCAAGAAAUGAUAGCGGCCGCAUCUGCGAUUGCAGGGAUGGUAUCGGCGAGUCAAGAUCUUCCAUAUAUGACCCCGCCCAUUGUUCAGCAGCCGUAUUUUAGUGGUGAUUCUCAAGACUCGUCAAAAGGUUAUACCAGUAUAAGCGUUCGGGAACCAUUGGCAAAUAUUCUAGCACAAUCGAAAGUUCGUCACAACCGAUUGAUCAAAGAAGGAAAUGAUUCUCACUAUGCAACUGUAUCCGAUGAUUCAGAUGAAACCUAUGCUGCUAUUGAAGAUCCUAAUAAUCGUGCUGUAGCUGCUGAAAUUUAUACCAGUGGAUCAGAAACAUAUGCUCAAAUCCAGCCAUCCAAUCCGAUUGUGGUAGCAGUUGAAAUCAAUACUAACAGCACGUCUACACUUCGAAUGCAAGAUAGUGCGGAUAGUGCAAGCAGUAGUACAAGAAAUAACAUCAAACCAAACGACUGCACUCCGAUUCCUCCGCCAGUAGAUAGUUUACGUGCUCAAAUGCAUUCGAGGCAGGCAUCCUCGUCAUCUAAUAAUAGUUCAAUGGGAAAUUUAGGCUCACCAAAACCGGAGAAACGCCAAGCGAACUCUCCACUUCCACCAACUCCCAAAAAUCAACAAUUCCUAAGUAGCAACUCAAAUCUCACAUCAACAUGUUCCUUAGCUUCAGGUAGGAACUCAGUCGCAUCUGUGAUCGAAUGUAUACUUCCGCAGGAUGGGAGUAGCGCCGACGAUUCUCCCAUAAAAAAGAAAAACUUUAGUCCGUCCAAGGAUAAGGACAUUGAAGGAAUGUAUGCUAAAGUAAUGAAGAAGAACAAAUUCUCACAAAACUCUUGCUCUCAAAAUAACUCUCCUAUCCUCGGCCGUAAACACUUAGAAAACAAUGCUUCCACACAAGAAAUUACUAAAAUUACCAACGAAAAUGUAAAUUUUAAGGAUUAUGUGAUAAAUUCUAUGCACGAACCACCAACUUCAAGUAUAAGACGGCAACGAAGUAACAGCUACUGUACCAAGGACGAUGGCUAUGAAACCAUUCCAGCUGACAAGAUUAAAGAAAAAUCUAGUACAAUUGAAAAUCGCAAAUCGGACUGCUACGCACAGAUGUUACAAAGUGAACGUCUCGUGGAACGGGGGUUAUCACCACCACGUCUGCCUGUGGCUCUUAUUAAAAACUUUACCAAUGACUCUUCAUUAAAUACGGUGUUGAAAUUGAACAACGAACCGGGUUACGAAAGCUUACCCGAUCAGUCGUCAGCAAACAAUAGCGAUCCUGGAUAUGAGACCUUGGUAAAGAAGAGUGAAAAUCAAUCCCAAAGAAAAACCACCUCUGACUAUGAUCCAAACUACGAGGUUCUACAUCCUACUAAGUAUUGCACUACUGGCUCAGACGAUGGAUAUGCGAAGGUAAUGGAGAAGCCUAGACUCGAUUUCGAUGAUAUGAUUGAUGGCUACAGCAAGGUUAAGGAGAGAAAUGCCAUCGACGAAGACAUUCCCGGCUACAGUCGCAUUGGAGAACCAAAAACUGAAGACACUACUAAAUUACAUGACUAUGCGAGCAUAGCCGAGGCGCAGAAAUUUAAAGAAAGCAUCACAAUAAAUUGUACUUUCAACAAUAACAACAACAAAUACGAUAAGAACUCGGAAUUGUACUCAAAACUAUCACAACCGCCACCACCACCGCCGCCGCCUCUUCCGCCAAAUUCGUUUGAGAAGCCCCUAAUUUCUCCUUCAACAAGCCAAAGUAGUGCGGAUCAAGUGCUGAUAAUUAAAACUAGCAGUGACACACCCUCAACUACCCUCAGCAGCAGCAGUCAUCAGUUAUUGCCAUCGAAUAAUUAUGAAUCGUUAACAGGCAGUGAUUCGGAUCCGAAUUAUGAAUCAGUGCGUUAUCUUGACUUGGAGAAUCCCUACGAGAGAUUACAAACAGAAUCCACUAACACGGCUACGAUAAGCUCUGACAUGCCUCUCAGCACUCCAUCUAGCAUGGAUGGGAAGAAUUCAAACAGUGAUUCGAAACUACUCAGUACUGGGGAGAGUGCUACUGCUAGCGAAAAUGGCGAUGUAGACGACUAUUUUCAGGUCUGAUUUAGAUGCUCUUCCUAUAUACCUACUUAAAACGUCAUUAGAGGCAAAAAUAAGAAAAGAAAAGAAAACCUAAUUUUAAUUUAUUUCCUAUGAUUUGUUGUUAGAAGAGUUAAAAUAAAACUACGUACAUACAAAUAGAUUUAAAUCGAUGCUGAGGACGCUUGUUUGUUCAGCAGGGCUUGCAGUAGUUUUCCUGUUUAGCGGAUAGCGAUAACGAUAGCGAUAGCGAUAGAAAAUGAAUGUGAUUUAAGCUUUUAAAUUUUGUAGGUUAUUUCUCAUUCGUGUAUAUCAUCACACUUUUAUAAAUCAUAUUCCUUAAAUAUUUUUUUAAAUUCGAUUUUCCUUCUUUAUUUGAUUAAAUUUGUUCCGUACAAAGUAUUAUUCUUUAACAGAUUUAUUUUCUAAGUUUUGCUUUUUAUUUAAAAAAGAAAAAAUAAAUAUUACAACCGAAUAUUGUUAGAAAUUAUUUUAAGCAUUAAAGUAAUGUUUAGCACAAUGACAACAACCUAUCAACCAACAACCAAUUACUAUUACUAUUAUUUCCAAUAUACAUAAGUAUCUGUUUUGUUUUAAAAUAAUUUUUGUUUUGUUGUUUAAAUGAACACUUCUGUAAUAUUUAUGCAUUUGCUUUUGAGCGAAACCCUUAUUUAAGAAAACUUUAGACUUAAGAAAUUUUUUAUAUGUCAUAUAAAUGUGUGUAUAAUAUUAUAUAUAAAAUAUUUAUUUCUUUACAAGACUUGCAUAGAAAUAAAAGAAAAAACAACUUAAUAAUAUUUAUUAAAAUUGUUCUAA
Messenger RNA from Eupeodes corollae, 3821 nucleotides. RefSeq names its product serine-rich adhesin for platelets. NCBI's taxonomy places the organism in Eukaryota, Metazoa, Arthropoda, Insecta, Diptera, Syrphidae. The coding region runs from base 282 to 3029 and encodes 915 amino acids. The record is from RefSeq and is a predicted model, not a curated record. The transcript has 10 exons.